This is a messenger RNA of Cicer arietinum (chickpea), 2303 nucleotides long. RefSeq names its product serine/threonine-protein kinase STY46-like. Lineage: Eukaryota; Viridiplantae; Streptophyta; Magnoliopsida; Fabales; Fabaceae. The record is from RefSeq and is a predicted model, not a curated record. Gene Ontology annotation, molecular function: protein serine/threonine kinase activity; ATP binding. Gene Ontology annotation, biological process: protein phosphorylation.
UCCACUCCCAAACUCUAACCGCACCAAACCAGAGUCAAAGAUCCUCUUUCUCUUUCUCACAACACGCGAAAAAUUUAUCGGCAAUUCAACCCGCUUUCUCUUACUUCUCUAUCAUGCAAUCCUAAACAUAAAACACAACGCAUUAAUUAAUGGAUUUAGUUGAAGGCGUUGGAGAGAGUUCAUCGCCUCGGCGUUCAUUCGGCGGUUACACUAACUACGAUGUCAGGACCGACGUUUACAACCGCUUGGUUGAAACCGGCAACGACCAAGCCGUAUUGAAUCCGGAGUUUCGUGAACAGUUAGAAGCUCACUUUAAUCGUUUACCUCCAAGUUAUGGACUUGAUGUUAAUGUUGAUAGAGCUGAAGAUGUUUUACUGCAUCAGAGACUUCUUGAUUUGGCAAGAGACCCGGAUAAGCGUCCUGUUUACCAUAUACGCUUCUUGGAGAAUAUUUCUACUAGGACAGAUGGUGCAGAUCAACAACUUGCAAGUACCCAUGCUAGUCCUGGGUCAUCUACUCAUGCAACAAAUGGGGGAGUCAUGGCAUCUCAUAAGAGGACUAGGGGUCUGGCAACUGAGUUUGAGCCUUGCUCGAAGCUUGAGGACCUAAAUUUGGAUGUUAUGAAGAACUCCAAGGAGACACAGGAAAAUUUUCUUAUGGACAGCUUUUCCCAGAGGCAUGAACAUUCAAGUGUCCCAGUUCAUGAAAUAAUAUUUUCCACUAUUGACAAACCAAAGCUUUUAAGCCAGCUGUCCGCUUUGCUGUCUGAUAUUGGCCUUAACAUCCGUGAAGCACAUGUAUUUUCCACCACUGAUGGCUACUCCCUCGAUGUUUUUGUGGUGGAUGGAUGGCCACUAGAGGAAACAGAUGGUUUGUAUGAUUCUAUGGUAAAAGCUGUAGCUAGAAGUGAGGGGUCAUGGUCUCAUUCUUCAAAUUCUCAUUCAGCUGUGGAGAAAGCCUUAGCGUCAGAAGGAAAAUCUGGAGACUGGGAAAUAGACAGGAGGUCGUUAAAGAUAGGAGAAAAAUUAGCAUCUGGAUCCUGUGGAGAUUUGUAUCAUGGAGUUUAUCUUGGUGAAGAUGUUGCUGUUAAGGUACUGAGAUCUGAGCAACUAAAUGAUGCCUUAGAGGAUGAGUUUACUCAAGAAGUAGCAAUUUUGAGACAAGUGCAUCAUAAAAAUGUUGUUCGUUUCAUUGGUGCAUGCACAAAGUGUCCACAUUUGUGCAUAGUAACAGAGUAUAUGACUGGGGGAAGUUUGUAUGAUUACUUGCACAAAAAUCAUAAUGUCUUGGAGCUGUCUCAACUACUCAAGUUUGCAAUCGAUGUCUGCAAGGGAAUGGAGUAUUUGCAUGGAAACAACAUAAUUCACAGGGAUCUGAAGACAGCCAACUUGUUGAUGGAUACGAAGAAUGUUGUUAAAGUGGCAGAUUUUGGAGUUGCCCGGUUCCUAAAUCAGGGAGGAGUGAUGACUGCAGAAACUGGAACAUAUAGAUGGAUGGCACCAGAGGUCAUAAACCACCAGCCUUAUGAUCAGAAGGCAGAUGUAUUCAGUUUUUCCAUAGUACUAUGGGAACUAGUAACAGCAAAGGUACCGUAUGAUACCAUGACUCCACUGCAAGCUGCUUUAGGUGUGAGACAGGGACUGCGACCAGAACUUCCAAAGCAUGGGCAUCCUAAGCUAUUAGAUUUGAUGCAAAAAUGUUGGGAAGCAAUUCCAAGCAGUCGUCCAUCCUUCAAUGAGAUAAGAACUGAACUUGAAAAUCUUUUGCUAGAAGUGGAGAAUAAUUCAGAAGCUUAUGGUGCUUGACAUUUCAAGCUCAAGCUCAAACUAUUAUAUUCCACUUAUUUUCAGGCGGUUAAGGAGGUCUUUCGCUAUUCAAAUAGCUGUAGAGUUUUUCACACUCCCUUAUGCACCGAGGGAAAAAGGACUUCACAUAAGCUGACCAAUAGAGUGAGAAAAUGUAAAGAGGCAUACUAAUUUUAUAGUUGAAAUAACUUAAAUAUAUAUAUCCCAGGCAAAAUCACGUCCAACUUAACUGUGUAAAGAUAUUUUGAAAAUAGGAAUGCGUUCCACGUUAUUGACGUGUUUUUUCAAUAGAGGUAAAGUCAAUGAAAUUGUAUUCUAAGGGUUAUUAUUCUGUGUAGCAAUCAUACUGUAUAUUAUUAACGACAGACGUGAGGCAAUGAGCCCAGCUAUCCAAACUAGCUUAGUGCAAAGUGUUGCCUUUGUCACGAGACACAACUCUGCAUCCAACAAACCUUGAUUCUCAGGAACAGUACAAUAUAAUUUGGGCUUUGAUCAUCA